This is a messenger RNA of Gadus morhua (Atlantic cod), 1955 nucleotides long. It is a transcript of the gene muc5.7, whose product is annotated as cartilage intermediate layer protein 1. Bases 323 to 1069 code for a protein of 248 amino acids. NCBI's taxonomy places the organism in Eukaryota, Metazoa, Chordata, Actinopteri, Gadiformes, Gadidae. The record is from RefSeq and is a predicted model, not a curated record. The transcript has 9 exons.
AGAAUUACAUUUUAGACGACCCUGCAGAAUAGCAAGAUUCCAAGAAUGGAAUGUGAAACAGAUUACAUCACACGAAACACUAAGAUUUACAUUUUAGAAGAACCUGAACGUAACAUGUAGAUUUUCCAUCACAGUGGUCAAAUGCCAUUGGCUGUGGGCAUUUGCCAAAUCGGUGUCAUACGUUUUCCUUCAGGAAAUAUGAAACCUAUAUAAACCAAGACUUUCUGCCAUUCUGCCAGAGAGGUUCUGCACUGUUAAGCACAGCUAGAACCGGACUGUCUAAAGCCUCUUUGGUAUUACAAGAGCAAGAUAAUCUGCAGCCAUGUUCCAGUUGAUCCCCAUUUUCAUUAUGGCUGGUUUGAUGACCGUAAGUACUCAGGGUAUAUCCGAGCAAAGUCGGCCUUCUGUAAACACAAUAAAUAUAUCCGAGGGACGUUUGCAAGAUGUAAACACAAGGUGCUGGACAGAGUGGUUUGACCGGGACCACCCGUCUGGAACGGGGGACUGGGAGAUCCUCACGUCGCUGCGCAACGAGAACCCCGGCAAGAUCUGCCCCACGCCAGUGGGCAUCGAGGUGGAGACCACCACUGGCCUCAGUAUUGCUGCGGCAGGGGAGGUGAUUGCUGUGGCUGACACAACCACAGGCUUUAUUUGCAAGAACGAAGACCAACCAGAUCAGACAUGUUUGGACUAUCGUGUACGUUUUGUCUGCCACCCACCGUUUUGCAACCAACACAUUUGCUGGAGCAAAUGGUUGGACCGGGACAACCCAGGUGGGACAGGGGACUGGGAGACACUGAGCCAACUGAGGAUACAAUACCCGGGGUCCAUCUGCGAUGAACCUCUCUACAUAGAGGCCGUCACUGUAGACACUAUGACCCCAGCAUUGGCUACAGGGCAGAACUUCUUCAUCUUCAAUCCAACCACUGGGUUUGUCUGUCGCAACUCUGACCAGACCAAAAGAGGGUGUCUUGAUUACAAGGUACGCUUUGGAUGCUGUUGUGAUCCGGAAACUCCGAUCCGACCCGGUCCGAUCCAAGGUGAGCCCUUUGAUAAGGCUAUACAAUAAUGGAACUGGAGGCCGUCGCCACUCAGGGAGACGUCUCCGAGGCCUUCCACCAAGAAAUGCUGAUGGACAGACAACUUGCCUGUUGGGGACCCAGAAGAGGAAGCUGCUACGACAGCAACAGGGGGCCACAUUAGCUGAGCUCCAGUGAUACGUAGAGACAUAAAAAAAAAAAAAAUCCUGUUUAGGUUUAUUUUCCAGUAUCUGCAAGAAUGUUUCCUUUAUGAAGAAUUCAGCCUGCCAGAGGGUUUCCUUUCAGUGUAUGCUUUUGAGUUUUAAAAGUCCCCCUUUAACUUUUCCUUUUAUGUUUUGGAUUUAAAAAAAGUCCCUGUUUCACUUUUACUUUCAUUAUGUGCUUUUGAGUUAAAAAAUCCCAUGUUGGGGCUAUACUCCCUCAUUCCAGAAAUCAUACAAAUGUCCUGUGUUUUGGAGGGUGGCGAGAAAUAUAUGAGAUCUGCUACAUUAAGGGAAGAUAAGACCAUAGACUGGCCUUGGAGAGAGUUAUAUAACCUGGAGCAAAGCUGCUCAGGGUAUCAUCCUUUCUUUGCCAGAGACGAGUGCUCUUCAGCUAAGGUAAUAUUGGGACCCUGGGAAUAUGUAUUGUAUCUGAUACAAUAUCUACUUUGUGUAUCUUGGAAUACUAAGGAUCACGCUGGGCUUUGGUCGGUUCUCAUAGUUUGGACAGGACCUUGAACAUAGAAUUACUACCCGAAACUUGUAGAAGCUUGGAUUAACCCUGUUAAUCCCGCUAGGGGAAGGAAGGAAAAUAAGCCUGCCUCAUGGACAUAUCCGUUGUCAUGGAGAUCCAUGUUUUAUGUUUUUGCCUACCCUUUCAUUUUAUCAUUUAUAUCUUGUGUUUGGAAAUAAAUAUAUGAACUGAUUAACCCUA